Cygnus atratus (black swan) is the source of this 2436-nucleotide messenger RNA. RefSeq names its product microtubule-actin cross-linking factor 1, isoforms 6/7-like. Gene Ontology annotation, biological process: intermediate filament cytoskeleton organization; hemidesmosome assembly; cytoplasmic microtubule organization. The annotation marks the transcript as partial. NCBI's taxonomy places the organism in Eukaryota, Metazoa, Chordata, Aves, Anseriformes, Anatidae. Gene Ontology annotation, cellular component: membrane; hemidesmosome; cytoplasm. The transcript is spliced from 18 exons. The record is from RefSeq and is a predicted model, not a curated record. Gene Ontology annotation, molecular function: structural molecule activity; calcium ion binding; microtubule binding.
GUGCAGGACAUCACGCUGGAGAUCACGGAGCUGCUGCAGUGGCUGGAGCAUGUGGAGCUGCAGCUCUUCUUCUACAAGCCAGGGUGGGGCCACCCAGACACCACCAAAGAGAAGCUCGCCGCUCACCUGGAGCUGUGCAAGGAGAUGGAGUCCAAGCAGGAGACGUACAACGCCGUGCGGGACCGUCUGCAGCGGCUGCCUGGGCUCCUGCCGCGCGGCGCGGCCCUGCAGCACCGAGCACAGCCUGCGCAUCCUGGAGCAGAAGAGCGCCUGGCCGAGGGGCUGACUGUCACCACUGAGUUUCACGGCACCAUGCAGGAGCUGCUGCGCUGGGUGGCACACGCAGAGGAGCUCCUCAGCUCCCCCACGCCCCCCAGCUUCAUCCUGGACACUGUCACCAUGCAGAUCCAGGAGCACAAGGCCCUGGUGAAGGAGGCAAACGCCCAUGGGGAAAAGCUGAGCAGCCUGGAGGCCGUUGCAUCGCGUUUGAAGGACUUCAGCAGGAAGCAGGAUGGAGCCGUGAUCCAGAACCUCGUGCUGACGGCCAAGGAGCGGCUGGGCAAGGUGCUGCAGCACACGGCGGAGCGCGGGGCAGCUCUGGAGGAGGCCCGCAAGCGCACCAAGCAGUUCAGCGAGUCCCGGCGGCUGCUCCUGGACUGGAUGGACGAGGCGGAGCAGGCCCUGGAGGUGCCACAGGACACGGCCACGAGCCAGGAGGAGAUCAAGUGCCAGCUGGCUGAGCACAAGCCGCUGGAGGAGCUGCUGGGGGAGCUGAAAGAGCGCUGGGAUGCGCUGUGCAGCCGGGCUACCGAGAGGCAGCACAAGCUAGAGGAGGACCUGCUCUUCUCAGGCAAGUUCACUGAUGCGCUGCAGGCUCUCAUGGACUGGUUGUACCGUGCUGAGCCGCAGCUCAGUGAGGACGUGCCUGUUGGAGGGGACCGGGACCUGGUCAGUGACCUGAUGGACAAGCAUAAGGUCUUCCAGAAGGAGCUGGGCAAGCGAGCCAGCUGCAUCAAGAUGCUGAAGCGCUCGGUGCGGGACCUGACCCGCGGCAGCAGCAGCGUGGACUCCCAGUGGCUGCAGAAGCAGAUGGAGGAGCUGAGCACACGGUGGGACCUGGUCUGCAAGCUCUCCGUCUCCAAGCAGGCCCGGCUGGAGGCUGCGCUCCGGCAGGCAGAGGAGUUUCACAACCUGGUGCAGUCCUUCCUGGGGCGCCUCUCCGAGUCAGAGAAAACCCUCAAGUAUGGCGUCUUCCCUGAGGAGGAAGCGGCUGUGCAGGAGUGCCAGAACCAGCUGCAGGAGCUGAUGAAGUCCCUGCAGUGCCAGCAGCUGGAGCUGGAGUGCAUCACCUCACUGGGGGAGGAGAUCCUCUCCACCUGCCACCCAGACUCCAUCAUCACCAUCAAGUCCUGGGUCACUGUCGCCAAGAGCCGCUUCCAGGAGGUGCUGAGCUGGGCGCAGCAGCAGGGCGAGCGGCUGCAAGCCCAGCGGGCCAGCCUGGCGGCCGAGCGGGAGGAGAUGGCCCAGCUCGUCGACUGGAUCACGGCUGCUGAGGAGGCACUGAGCCUACGGGACCAGGAGCCGCUGCCGGAGGAGGCUGAGCAGCUGGAGGAGCUCAAUGCCCAGCACGCGGUGUUCAUGGAAGAGCUGAACCGCAAGCAACCUGAUGUGGAGAAGGUCACCAAGAGCUGCAAGCAGAAGCUGGCCACUGAGCUGGGGCCGCCAGCCGCCCGCAGACUGGCCACACGGCGCCGCAGCGUGGGGAAGGCACAGGGUGCUCCGGCGGUGCCACUUGGGGGGCUGGAGCCCCAGACGCCCCUCAUGGCCCAGCUCCUGCACCGCUGGCAGCAGCUCUGGCUCCUGGCUCUGGACCGGCAGUACCGGCUGGAGACGGCCCUGCAGCGCCUGCGGGAGCUGGAGGAAUUUGCUCACUUUGACUUCGGGGUCUGGAGAAAGCGUUACAUGCAGUGGAUCAGCCAAAUGAAGUCCCGUGUCCUGGAUGUUUUCCGUGGCAUCGACAGGGACCAGGAUGGGCGCAUCAGCCAGCGGGAGUUCAUCGAGAGUGUCCUCUCCUCCAAGUUCCCCACCAAUGUCCUGGAGAUGAAUGCCGUGGCGAGCAUCUUUGACAUGAACGGUGACGGCUUCAUUGACUACUACGAAUUUGUCAGCACCCUGCACCCUAACCGGGACCCGCUGCGCCGGACUGCGGAUGCCGACCAGAUUCAGGAUGAGGUGAACAGGCAGGUGGCCCAGUGCAACUGCGCCAAGCGCUUCCAGGUGGAGCAGAUCAGCGCCAACAGGUACCGGUUCGGGGAGUCUCAGCAGCUGCGGAUGGUGCGGAUCCUGCGCAGCACUCUGAUGGUGCGGGUUGGCGGGGGCUGGAUUGCACUGGAUGAGUUCCUGGUCAAGAACGACCCCUGCAGAGGACCAACCUGA